This is a messenger RNA of Elephantulus edwardii (Cape elephant shrew), 1186 nucleotides long. It is a transcript of the gene PPA2, whose product is annotated as pyrophosphatase (inorganic) 2. Gene Ontology annotation, biological process: phosphate-containing compound metabolic process. The transcript has 12 exons. Lineage: Eukaryota; Metazoa; Chordata; Mammalia; Macroscelidea; Macroscelididae. The record is from RefSeq and is a predicted model, not a curated record. The coding region runs from base 2 to 1186 and encodes 394 amino acids. Gene Ontology annotation, cellular component: cytoplasm. Gene Ontology annotation, molecular function: inorganic diphosphate phosphatase activity; magnesium ion binding.
CAUGGCGCUGUACUGCACAGAGGAGCGUGGCCAACCCCACUCCAGCGAUUACCGCGUCUUCUUCAAGAAUAUGGCUGGUCACUACAUUUCUCCAUUCCAUGAUAUUCCUCUCACUGUGGACUCCAAAGAGGAAAAUGGCAUUCCUACAAAGAAAGCACGAAAUGAUGACUAUGAGAAUAUAUUUAAUAUGGUGGUAGAAGUACCUCGUUGGACAAAUGCUAAAAUGGAGAUUGCCAUUGAGGAGCCAUUGAAUCCCAUUAAACAGGAUGUAAAGAAUGGCAAGCUGCGCUAUGUGGCAAACAUCUUCCCUCACAAGGGCUAUAUAUGGAAUUACGGGGCCCUCCCUCAGACUUGGGAAGAUCCUCAUCAAAUAGAUCAAAGCACAGACUGCUGUGGAGAUAAUGAUCCUAUUGAUGUUUGUGAAAUAGGCUCAAAGGUUUUUUCUCGUGGAGAUGUUAUCCAUGUGAAGAUCCUUGGAGUUUUGGCUCUUAUUGAUGAAGGAGAAACGGAUUGGAAGUUAAUUGCUAUUAAUGUAAAUGAUCCCGAAGCUUCAAAGAUUCAUGAUCUUGAUGAUGUCAGGAAGUACAAGCCAGGUUACUUGGAAGCUACACUUAAUUGGUUUAGAGUUUAUAAAGUGCCUGAAGGAAAACCAGAAAACAAGUUUGCUUUUAAUGGAGAAUUCAAAAAUAAGGCUUUUGCCCUUGAAGUUAUAAAAUCUACUCAUGAACAUUGGAAAGCAUUGCUUAUGAAGAAAUGUGAUGGAGGAACUAUAAAUUGCACAAAUGUGCAGGUAUGUGAUAGUCCUUUCCAUUGCACUGAAGAGGAAGCAAGAUCAUUGGUUGACUCGGUAUCCACGUCACUGAAUCAAGACAGAAAUGAAGAAGGAAAUGAAGAACUUCCAAAGCUGCAUCUUUAUUUUCUUAACAUGAGACAUUCUCUGUGGAAGGCAGAGAGCUGUGGAUCUUCUGAUGAGACAGAACCUGAUGAGUCAGCCCCACCAGCCAGGGCUGCUGGCCCCCUGGGGUCUGUAUCUUACCUGCAGCCAGCAGUUUUACAAAUGGUUACUGAAGGAAUUCUCCAUGGGUGCUUUACCCUCACCUACAGCCCAUGUGGAAAUCCUACUGGACUAAAAGAAGCUGAAGCAAGGAAGUGGGUAUCUACCAAACUAGUCAAAACUAUGAUAUAA